This is a messenger RNA of Cladocopium goreaui, 3165 nucleotides long. NCBI's taxonomy places the organism in Eukaryota, Dinophyceae, Suessiales, Symbiodiniaceae. The record is from the annotation of a GenBank genome assembly.
AAGUCGCUGCGAGAAAUCGCUCGCGCGAACGCUUGCGUGGUUUACGGGGCGCCCUGCGGUUCCCUCUGAUCAAUGAAGCUUGGAGGUUGCCCACAUGGCCCCAGACUCAUGAGAGUGCUGGCAUUGCUUUGGGUCACGUUGGGCCCAGUGCAGGCGGCCUUCCUCCGGCCGAAGGGGCAGGCUGCCAAGGGGCAGCUGUCGACCUUGGCUGAACCGCGGGAUGAAUCCGGUGUACGCAAGCCUAAGAUGGACAAGCGUCGCUAUGAGCAUCGGAUGUUGCGUUCGGGGCUGCGAGUGCUGCUGGUGGAAGAUCCAGAGGCUCAGAAGUCCAGCUAUGCCAUGGCAGUGGAGGUGGGGAGCCUGGAAGAUCCCAAGGACUUUCAAGGCUUAGCUCAUUUCUGCGAACACAUGGUCUUUUUGGGUUCCAAGAAAUAUCCAAAGGAAGAUGAGUUCUCCGACAAGCUUGCCUUCUAUGGGGGCACCAACAACGCUUACACUGCCAGCGAUCAGACGGUGUACUUUGCGGAGGUUGAUGAUAAAGGCUUCGACGAGACUUUCGACAUUUUUGCGCAGUUUUUCAUUGAGCCCUCCUUUGCCCCGAAGAUGGUGGACAAGGAGGUGAAUGCGGUGGAUUCGGAGCACAAGAAGAAUAUGGCGGACACCACGUGGCGGCUUAUCCAUCUCUUAAAAUCUCGCGCCAACCCCAAGAGCCCUGUCAGCAAGUUCUCCACUGGCACCUUGGAGACCCUGAAGUUGGAACCUGAGAAGGCUGGCAAGAGCUUGCCGGAAGCUUUGCAGAAGUUCCACCAGGAGAACUACUGUUCGUCCCGCAUGCACUUGGUGCACCUUGGCCCAAGAUGCCGCGCCGGCUCUGGAUGCGGCCGAGUGAUCAUGCGCAAUGCUUCCAUCGAGCAGCAGCUGGCGGCUGCGGAACGAAGCUUCGGAUCGUUGUCGUCCAAGGGCUGCGAGGCGCGGCCCUACUACGAUGACAUCCCCAUGUGCCGUGGCAGGGAAGGAUGGGCACUGAGGUUUAGCCAUGAGCUGGACAAUUUGGGAAGGAAGUUCAAGGUGCACACUGAUGGCUCACCCCAACUCUGGCUGACGUUCCCCAUGAUGUCCUUGCAGGGCCAGUAUAAGACCAUGCCAGAGGCUUACAUCAACUAUGCGCUCAGUCAUUACGGCCCAGGUGUGCGGGCUGAGGGUUGGAGAUGUAGUUUGAAGGCGCUGCUGAAGCGUGAAGACUUGGCGCUGCACUACUCCACCAUGCUGGAAACCACACCUGCGGGAAGCGUGCUGACCCUGAUCUUCUCCUUGACCCCGAAAGGUGCGGAGGAAUCGGAUCGCAUCAUUGAGCACACCUUCGCGUACUUCAAUACCAUCAAAAAGAACGGGGUCGACAAAGCUUUGAUUCAGACCAUGAAAUCCUUGAACCAAGUGAUGUUCGAUUACCAGGAUCGUUCGGGCUCGGACUCGGGCUUUGUGACGUCGCUGGCCGGGUCUCUGCCCAAGGUGCAGUUUCGCGACGUGCUGACAGGGGGUGUCCUGAUCGACACGGUAAAUGUCUCGAUGACCCAGAAGCUCAUGGAAGCGAUUCAUCCACAGAACAUGAACGUGGCGUUGGUCACAAAUAACUUGGUGGAGGGCCCGGAACAGAAACAUGAGAAGUACUACGACUUCAACUACACUGAGGAGGCCCUGCCCGCGGCGCAGCUGCUCCGCUGGGCCAGCGCCGAGUCGCCCGAGCUGUGGGUGCCGCCGCGGCCGCAGUACGUGCCGCAGCGGCUGGAGCUGAUUGAGGAAGACAAACCUCAGAUCCGCCCGAAGAAGAUUCAGGACACGUCCUCGCUGCAGCUUUGGUGGUUGGGUCUUGGUGGCUUCCAAAUUCCCAAGGAUCCGGGAAAUGCAGUGGUUGCACUGGCUGACAUGGUGCUGAGUUUCCAGCCUGUGGAGCGCUCCCCACCCAAGGCGCAAGUGCAAAUCAAAGUGAAGCAUCCGCGCUCAGUGCUUGCCAGCCCUGCGCGUGCGGUGUUGAGUGCGAUGCAUGCGAGGUUUUUGCAGUCACAAAUCUUCUGGACCAUGGUAGAUCGCCUAGGUCCUGGAGGAACCUUCCGAUGCCUUCCAGAUGUGUGGGAUCAGCUACAGCGUGGCCAGUGUGGCUUGGUGCUGGUGGGUUGCCUGGAAAGUACAGGGGCAUCCGACGGUCUCAGCGUCUCCUUCAGCGGCUUCAACGAACACCUCGCGCAGCUGCAGCAGCUGGUGCUGCCCAAGCUCCGGGAACCGCAGGUGAAGAGCAGCGACUUCGAAAUGAUUCGCCGGCAGAUGAUGCUGGAGCUGCAGGAUGUCACCAGUCAGCAGCCGUAUCAGCACGCCCUGGAAGCCUUGGAGCUGGUCAGCGUCACUCAGACGCACAGCCGCAAGGCCAUGCUGCAGGCUGUGCAGGAUGUGUGGGCCGUCAGCCUGACGGAGCACCAAGCCAUGCUGGACGAGAUCUUGGCAGCGCCGCAGCUGCUGGUGCUGGUCAGCGGCAACCUGGCGCCCAGCGACGCGACGCUGGGCGAGAUCAAAGAAGCAUUUGAUCUCUUCGACACGGAUGGCUCAGGUGAGAUCGAUUCCAAGGAGUUGAAGGUGGCCAUGAGGGCCCUCGGCUUCGAGCCCAAGAAGGAAGAGAUCCAGAAGAUGAUUUCUGUGCCCCGGCUCCAGGUGGAUGCAGAUGAUUUUUGGGGAGAUUGCUUGAUGUUGGCGUUGAUGUCAAGCUCAAUUUUUGUGGAAGUGGAGUGCUUCAGGGACAGUGGGAAUGGGGAUGUGGAUGACGAUGGUUCCGGCACCAUUGGCUAUGAGGAGUUCCUGAAGAUGAUGACCCACAAAAUCCUGAACCGCGAUCCAAAGGACGAGCCUUGGCGUUGUGCUGGCAUGUGCUGGCCUGCCUCUGAGACGGUUGGAGUUCUGACACCUCUGACACCAGAAGAAACCAUGGAAACGGGGAAGAUCAGCUUCAAAAACCUGAAGCGCGUGGCCAAGGAGCUGGGCGAACGCAUGACCGACGAGGAGCUCCAGGAGAUGAUCGACGAGGCGGACCGCGACGGGGACGGCGAGGUCAACGAGGAAGUGCCUUGGAGCCCGGAGCGCGGAGCUGGAGAUGGGGCCAUGGGUUCGGAAGUAUUGUAA